AAGAAAUCAACGAAAGAAGUAUGAAUGCCAAUGAAGAACGAUAGCAGCACUGUAAUUGUGAGGGUAAAUCGUAACCGUCUUCGGAAAUCGUUGCCUCAGUUACACUCGUCAUUUCAUCGCGAUAAGUUUAGGAAAACCAGAUCCAGCAGAAUGGCGACUAAGAAAUUGGGACUUGAUUAUAUAAAAAAUUUGGCCGAUUACGCUACCGGUAAACAAGGCUUCGACCGGGUUUUGAGAAUGAUCAAAUUGACGGAAGGCGGCGAUGGCCAUUGCUUAGGAGAGUUCACGGUGCAGAAGGAGCAUCUAAAUCGCGAUGGAGUAAUGCACGGCGGUCUUACGGGCACCAUUGUAGACAAUGUCACCUCAUAUGCCAUGAUCUCCAAGGGAAAGCAUCCCGGUGUAACUGCUAACCUGAGCGUGAGCUAUGUAACGCCAGCUAAUCUAGGAGAUGUCCUUGAAGUGGAAGCCAAAACUGUGAGGGCCGGAAAUAAAAUGGCCUAUUUAGAUCUGGUUAUCAGGCGGAAAUCGGAUGGAAGGGUCAUUGCCAAGGGGGGGCAGGUCAAGUACAUUCAGUUUGAUAAAAAAAAGUUGGAUUUCUAAAUUAAAACAUAAACUGUUAUCAAAUUAAAAUAGCUCUUGCUUCCAUGGAAUAUA
Molecule: messenger RNA, 654 nt
Organism: Drosophila serrata
Lineage: Eukaryota; Metazoa; Arthropoda; Insecta; Diptera; Drosophilidae
Product: acyl-coenzyme A thioesterase 13
Molecular function (GO): fatty acyl-CoA hydrolase activity
Source: RefSeq, a predicted model, not a curated record